Messenger RNA from Spinacia oleracea (spinach), 756 nucleotides. RefSeq names its product dof zinc finger protein PBF-like. Lineage: Eukaryota; Viridiplantae; Streptophyta; Magnoliopsida; Caryophyllales; Amaranthaceae. Gene Ontology annotation, biological process: regulation of DNA-templated transcription. The transcript has a single exon. The record is from RefSeq and is a predicted model, not a curated record. Gene Ontology annotation, molecular function: DNA binding; DNA-binding transcription factor activity. The coding region runs from base 1 to 756 and encodes 251 amino acids.
AUGGAACAACGGAUUGAUCUUGUUAGUGUCGGUGGCGGUGGAGAGGAUCAACCAAAUGAGUGUCAGGGUGGUGGCGGAGCAGGUGGUGGGCAGAACAACAACAACAACAACACCAACCAGCCGCCGCUGCAAUCAUGCCCCCGUUGUAACUCAGCUGACACCAAGUUUUGCUACUAUAACAAUUAUAGCUUAUCUCAACGAAGAUACUUUUGUAAGGGAUGUAGGAGGUACUGGACCCAAGGUGGUACCCUCCGUAACAUCCCUGUAGGUGGAGGAUUCCGUAAGAACAAACGCGCCAAGGUAGACAUAGCGUCCCCUAGUCAGCAGCCUCAACAGAUGCAGCAGGCCAUAGAGCCUCCUCAUCUGUUUGCUGUGCCGCCUGUUAUUUCUGCAGGAAAUGGUAAUAACUUUCUGUUAGGAAAUCAGAAUCAUAGGGCGGGGUUAUUCACAUCAGCAACCUUGGUUGCAUUACAUCAAAUGAGGCAGCAGCAACAGCAGAUGUUUGCCUUGGGAACUAACAGAGGUUUGCUACAAGAUUUUAACGUACCGAAUACACGGUCCAACCCGGUAGACGGACUACUGUUUCAGACUGCUGCUCCGUCGUCAAUAACCGGAGAAUGGAACAUUGGCACCGAAACAGAAGGCGUGCCUGCGCUGCCUUCUCUGUCGGAACCAAUCUACAACGACGAUGUUAACAACAGAGUCAACAACAUAAACGACGAUGUUAACAACAACAUUAACAAUAGCAAUACUUAG